UUAUCUCCCAUGUAAUAGUGGGUGUGAAGGAGGAUGACGAUUAAAAUCGUCUAAAUUCAAGUAAAAAGAAUGUCAAACUUUAUUUCAUAUCUAACCAGAAAUGAAACUGAACGGGGUAAAGAGAUGUUAGUACGAUCAGCAUUUGCGACAUUCAAGUCCUACAUUGACGAGGAUGAGGACAACGAAAAAGACGACAUGAAGGAAAGAGCCUCGUCAUUCUUCCAGACAGAUCUGUCUCCAAGACUUCUUGCUGGAGAAUGCAAGAUAGCUGAGGCCGACAAGACAUUAAGUUUUAGUGCCUUUACUGACAGGAAGUCUGGCGUCUCAGGGAAACUGUUUGUCACUAACUUCAAGGUUUCAUUUGUCACUGAGGAUAGAUCAUCAUAUGAAGGGUCAAACAGAAGACAAAGGAAUUUGUUGAUGGGUGAUUUUGACAUUCCACUAACUUCAAUAGAUACUGUUUAUCAAGAAAUAGACAAUGAUCCAUCACCAAAGAUGAUAUCUGGAGGAAGGAGAAGAAAGUUAUCCCCAGGAACAACUGUCAGUUCUUAUACAAAGUAUAUAGAGAUACAUUGUAAGAAUUUCAACGUUCAUGUUUUUGGAUUAAAGUUUACACCAAGAGACCAAAACAAAAUGAUAGUUAACACGAUAUUACACUAUGCAUACCCUACUAAGUCCUCACUGUUGUUUGCCUUUUAUUAUGGAAAAGAACAGCAACAUUUCAAUUUUGGCAGUUCUGUUGACACCCCCCUGUAUGAUAGUCCUACUGACUGGGAAAGGGAAAUAAAUCGAUGUAGAUGUUCCAAUAAAUGGUGGGUGACGGAUGUUAAUGCCAGUUACCAUAUGUCUACAAGUUUACCGGAAAGAUUUGUAGUUCCUUGUGGGUUGCUGAACUUUGACCUCCAGAAAGCUUCCUCACAUUUUGUAGACAGAAGAAUACCAACAUGGUGUUAUACACAUACCAAUGGUGUAAGUCUGGUUAGAAUGGCCAACCUAUUACCUCAGUCAGAUGUUGCUACAUUUGAAGAAAGGGAAUACACAUCCAAGAUGUUGUUAACAGCUGUACAAAUGGCAGACAACAAGGGUCCACCAGAAAUCAUUGACCUCAAUAAGUCAUGUCCAUCACUUAAAGAUUUACAGAAUAGCUAUGAAAAGUUAAAAGAAUUAUGUGUAAUAGAUUCAGAAAAGGACUUUUUAGUACAAGAUAUAAACUGGAUGUCAAGUUUGGAAAACUCUAAAUGGCUAUCAUUAGUAUCCCAGUGUAUGGCUGUUUCUAUUGAGACAAUGGAUCUUAUAGUCAAUAAACAAAAGACAGUUGUUAUUAAAGAAUUUGACAGCAGGAACUUUGCUUGCCUUGUGUCUAGUCUAUCUCAGAUUCUGAUGGACCCUAACUUCCGUACACAAGUGGGAUUCCAAUCACUGGUACAGAGAGAGUGGGUUAUGAUGGGACAUCCAUUUCAGAAACACAAUAACCUCAUACAGCAAGGCAACAAUGAAAGGGUACCAGUGUUUUUGUUAUUUUUGGACUGUGUUUGGCAAUUACUUCAACAAUUCCCAUCAUCCUUUGCGUUUACUGAGACAUAUCUGACUUCCGUGUGGGACAGUGUACAACUGGGACUUUUUGAAUCAUUCCUGUUUGAUAGUCCUCAUCAGAGGUCAAGGUUUAAUGUGGAGAACAGAGUGAUGCGUCAGUUCCGACUGCCACCUGUUUGGAGUUGGAAUGUCCAAUUUAGUCAAGACGAUCAAGCAGUGUUUAAUAAUCCGCUAUAUAUACUGAAAUGUAAAUCUCAAAUGAAUGGUCCUGUUAAAGACACAAUGUCUGACAAAAGUAGUAUGAAUGGCAGCCUGACUAGAAAUACUAGCUAUGUUUUUAAGUUGGGAAAAUAUUACGAUGACAUUAAUUCUGAUGUUUUUUCUGAUGAGCCUUCUCUUAUUUUAAAUCCAAUGAUCGGUGAAUCUGUGAUAAAACUAUGGAGCCAGUGUUACCUAAGAUGGCAGACGCCUGCUCAGAUAAUAGGGGGAGGUAACCCCGCACAGUAUUUCCAACAAUGUAUCAUGAUGGAAGAAAUAAUCCACCUCCAGCAUAGACUCUCGUCACUGAAUUCCAAGUGUCAUCAGCGUAGACCGAGUAGUAAUCUUAUUUUUAGUUCCGACAAACAGAAGGACCAACAAGAUAAUAUGUUGGACAGUACUUAUUUGACUUCAUCUUUUCCAUUUUCUUCGGGUCCGAGAGCACAAAACAAACCUUCGUUAAUUUUUACACCUAUAAGUGUCUACUUACAGAACAGUGCUAUUGACAAUGAUUACAGAGAUUCUGAAGAUUAAACAGAUUAUCUCCUCUUGAUUACAGAGAUUUUGAAGAUUGAAAUGUACUAAUUAUCUCCCCUUUCAUAGAUUUUAUUUGUUAGUGCUGUUCUAGCAACAACAAAAAAGUGUGAGAUAUGAUUUUAAAUUCAUUUGCAAUUUAUACAAAUCGGACAUAUUUUGAUAUUAUAAAGGGACAUCAUAUAUAAUUUCAACAUUUAUUACUUUCAAGAGUUAAUUCUGGGGUAUUCAAUUUUGUGAGACCUAAGUAUGUCAAAUUUAACUGAAAUUUGCAAAUUUAAGAGGUGAAAUACAGUUCAUCAAGAACUGAAAUCAUGUUAUUUUUUACCUUUAUUCUGUAAACCACUACUGAGAAAGAAUAGAUUUAUUUGAAGAUCGUAGAAUCUAACGAAAAGAGGGAGUACCCACAACUAUUUAAUUUUACAAUUAAUUGUAAUCCACAAAAUUAUCAGGUAAAGGAUUAAAGAAAAUGUUAUUUCAAAUUCAGUGAUCCAGUUUCUUUUUCUUUUUACAUCAUGAUGAUUUUGAUUAACCUAUAAAUUCCUAACAAAAUGAGCUGCCUUGCACAAACAUGAGCUUGAAAUUAUUUUUUUUUUAUAACAACUUCAAUUUUUGCAAAGAAUCCUGGAAUCAUGGAUAAAUAAGUGAGAAAUUCCAUCUUCACAGUUUUUUGGCUGAGUACUAAAUAUUGUACAUUUUCUACAGUCCAGGUCCUAUUCAUACAUUUAAAAAAAACCUAAAACCUCAAAUACAAGGAAGGUAUGAUUAAGCAGCUUUUUCUGUCUGGUACAUGUGUAUAAGAAUUUGUAUUUUGAAUUUUGUUUUACAGAUUGAUGAUAGGGGAUUCAAACUUGACUAAAUGCAAGAACUUCUAAAAAGUCUCAUUUUGAAAUCUUGUCAUUAAUAUUUCUGCUUACAUUUUGCAAUUUCAGGGGUUAAAAAAUGGUUCUUAUCAUACCUCAUCCAUUUUAGUCAAGAUGAAAACAAAGUCAUGAAAAACAUUCCAAAUAUUAUUUUUAUAUUUUUUAAUACAUGUUUCAAAAGAAUGAUUAAAAACGCACAAAUAGAUGAUACAAAAGAAUUAUAACUAAAUUAAAUCAAGCACUUAAUUGACUGGAUGAAUCUAGUUCAUGCUGUUUGUGUUUAGUUUGCCUGUAUUCCCUCCAGACAAUUCCAUAAAAUAAUGAAUUAGUUUGAAAUGUACAAAAUUAUAUAUUUGAUAUUAAUAUUGUUUGUUUAAAGGUUCAUUGUAACAUCAUAAACAUUUUGCAUCUUACAUUAAAGUGAACAUGUCAUGUAAUUAACUGAUCCUAAGAUUAUCAGUUGAUGUGAAUUAUGUUCAACAUGCAUACAUUUUUGUACAUGUAUACAGUUAUUUUUCUAAUUAAUUGUUCAAAGUUUGUAAUUUUUGUAGUGAAACAGCCUUGAUUUAUUCUAGUUAAACAUAGAAAAAGAUUGACUUAUUAUUGUGUCAUCAUUUGUAGUAACUUCAUUGUAUGGGAAUUUUAUUUAGAUGUUAAAGUCACAUAACAUGUAGGCAAGGACCUUUCCAUUCUGUUCAGCUUAGUCCAGUUGUAGAUCGUGUUUCCUUUACUCUCGGGGUUCAUCUUUUAUAAAAAGGAUUUAAAUUGCCAAUAUUAAAAAUUCUCUUCUUAAAUCUACUCAUGGGAUCUAUGUUAAACUAUAAAGGAUUUCUACGUUUUAGUGUAGUUAUGUAUUGUCCACAAUGGAUUCUACAAAACAGGUUUACCGGUAGUGUGAUGAUAAUGAAAAAUGGAUGUUAAAGAACACAAUAAUGCUGAUGAUUUUAAAAAAAUGGCAGGCUCAUAUCAGAAAAGGGAUUAUUAAACCUUCCAGCAACAGUUUGCUUGAAAUAACCCAACACCAUUUAUAUUCUACUUGCUAUCGUAAGUUGGGACUGUCUGAAACUAAAGUAGUUGAAUCAUUUGUUUUUAGAACUGAGCUAAUUUAUCAAUUUGAUAUUUGUUUCAGUUUAUGAUUGUUUUAGGUGCUAUACUAGUAUAUUAGUAGUCCUUAGUUAUAUUCGUGAAGAUUUAGUUUAUUUAAGUGUAUUCUGACCAGUAUUUUAUUUUGAGGAUGUGAUACCAGUAGCCGUGUUAUUCAAGAGUUCUGAUUAUAGUUCUUCUAAGACUAUUUUUCCAUUCAAAAUACGAAAUACAUAUGGACCCAUGGAAAAAAGAUAUUGUUGGGUAUUAUAUUUCUAUUUUAGACACCCCCUUAUGUAUGAACCAUAACAUUUAUGACAACUUUUCAGCAGACUUUUGGUUUAAGCUGUAUGAUAAGAUAGAGAUGUUAUGAGGUGUUAUGCAUUAUUAUUUAUACAAUGAAGAUGGUCACAUUUUAGAUGUAAGCACAUUGUUUAUUUUUAUUUAUAAUCAUGUACAUGUUUAUGAUAAAACAAUAAUAUAUUUUAUAUUUUGUUUCUGUUGAUCAGUUAUGUAUUCUCAUUUAAAGUUAAUUAUUUAUGUAAAAAAAUUAAGCCAUUUUUGUGGUAUGAUAAAUAA
Molecule: messenger RNA, 4850 nt
Organism: Mytilus trossulus (common blue mussel)
Lineage: Eukaryota; Metazoa; Mollusca; Bivalvia; Mytilida; Mytilidae
Product: myotubularin-related protein 10-B-like
Exons: 18
Coding region: 70-2325 (751 amino acids)
Biological process (GO): phosphatidylinositol dephosphorylation
Cellular component (GO): membrane; cytoplasm
Molecular function (GO): phosphatidylinositol-3-phosphate phosphatase activity
Source: RefSeq, a predicted model, not a curated record